Molecule: messenger RNA, 2124 nt
Organism: Neopsephotus bourkii (Bourke's parrot)
Lineage: Eukaryota; Metazoa; Chordata; Aves; Psittaciformes; Psittacidae
Gene: MRPL19
Product: mitochondrial ribosomal protein L19
Exons: 5
Coding region: 1-864 (287 amino acids)
Biological process (GO): translation
Cellular component (GO): mitochondrial large ribosomal subunit; ribosome
Molecular function (GO): structural constituent of ribosome
Source: RefSeq, a predicted model, not a curated record
AUGCCCCCGGGGCCUACGGGAGGGGGGUCUGGAGCUGCGCGGCUGUUGGGGGCGGGUCAACUUGAAAACACGGGGUUUGAUAUUAUUUUAUCUUUUGCAGGGUAUUUUUCUUCCUCGGGGUGUCGAACGGACAGCGAUGGAAAACCGGCAAAAUUUCAGCCGCCUCCAAAGCCCGUCAUUGUUGACAAGCAGAAGCAGCAAGAUGAGAGGAGGUUCCUGAGCCCUGAAUUUAUACCUCCUAGAGGAAGAACAGAUCCCUUUAAGUACUAUAUAGAAAGGAAGGAUAUGAUACAGAGAAGAAAAGUCUUCAACAUCCCCGAGUUCUAUGUUGGCAGCAUCCUCGCUGUUACUACUGCAGAUCCAUAUGCCAAUAACAAAACCAACCGGUUUGUAGGCAUCUGCAUUCAAAGAGGAGGAAAAGGACUUGGCGCUACCUUUGUUCUUCGGAAUGUUAUAGAAGAUCAAGGUGUUGAAAUACGUUAUGAACUGUACAAUCCUCGAAUCCAGUCGAUAGAGGUUCUGAAGCUGGAAAAGAGGCUGGAUGACAACCUGAUGUACCUGCGAGAUGCUCUCCCUGAAUAUAGUACAUUUGAUAUGAAUAUGAAACCUGUGUCUCGUUUAGCCCAUGAAGAAAUCCCUGUAAACAAGCUGCAGGUACGAAUGAAACCUAAGCCAUGGUCAAAACGGUGGGAAAGGCCACAGUUCAACAUUAAAGGAAUAAAGUUCGAGCUACCUGAGGAAAAAAUGAAAGAAGCACAGAAGUGGAGCAAGCCCUGGCUGGAGUUUGAUAUGCUGCGGGAAUAUGAUACCUCAAAAAUAGAGGAAAAGAUUUGGAAAGAAGUGAGCGAAGAGCUUAAAAAAUAGUAAUGGCUUUUGCACUUUGGGAAUUAUGGAGAAAUUUAAUACUUACUUUGACUUUAGUCUUUAGAUUAUCAGUUGUCAAGUUGGUUUGUUGUUUUUUUUACAAGCAUAGGCAAUGUAAGCAAUAAAAGCAAUGAAGUUAACCUUUCCAGAAGAUUUUAAAGCAUAGACUCUUGUGGUUGAGCAAUGACUUUCUGUUUCUGGAAACAGCCAUUCCUUUUGCUGAGCCUCAUAGAAUCACAGAAUGGUUUGAGGUGGAAGGGAGCUUAAUCUACUUCCAAAACCCCUGCCCUGGGCAGGGACACCUUCCACUAGACCAGGCUGGCUCAAAGCCCUGUCCAGCCUGGCUUUUAAUCUGGCUCCUUUUUAAAAUUACGGUUCACAAGAUAGAUGGGUUUGUAUCACCCAGACAAGACAGGUGUAUUGUCAUUUCCGAAUACAUCUGCUGCUUCUCUCUUUGCAGACUAGGGAGGGGCCAGUUGUAGAACUGCUUCACUUCAGUAGUAGGCUAUAGCGGGGAAGUGGAGAUAUUUGAGUCAACUGUAUACUCUAAGCAUAAGCACUGUUUAGUUUUCCCAUUAAAAAAAAAAAAGUUUCCUGUUUCUGAGAGAUGAGCAUUACUGCUCUGCCAACAGAGGAGCAAAUACAAAUGCUCUGAAACCAGUUCUGAAGAACCAAACCAGAUUGGACAGACUAUGCUGUUUAAGCUAAAUCAUGUGAGUUAGUGUAAGGUUCAAGAUAAAUGCUCACAGAGGGUCAGAGCAGGUUCUCAGUACUGGGACAGCUGAUUUCACAAAAUUAUACAUCCACAGCAGAAGCACGCAGGUGUAAACUCUGUUCCUGUGCUUACAAGUCACUGCACAGGAUCUUUCUUCCAGAAAGAACCACCUACACAGCUAAAUUGUGACAGAACAUCUAUCACAUUUUCAUAAUAGCAUAAGGCUGGUUGCUUCAGGAAAGACAGCUGGGAUGAGACAAGAACAAGAUAAGCAAUGAGGUCAGGAGCUGCUGGAUGUUGCUGAUGACCUAUUGCAAUUUUGUUGGCAUUCUGAGAAGAAAAACAACAGAAAUUCACCAUUACUAGAAAGCAGGAUGUGGAACAUCAGCUCAUACCUCCUAGAGGUAAUGAAGGCUAAUGGUGUCUGAGUUUUUUUUCUGCUUCUAGUAACAUUCCUGUCACAUGUUGAAGAACUGAAUUGUAGGAGUCAUUAACACAGCAAAAUAUUUUUACUUCAUUAAAAAAAAAAAACCUUUUAAAAAUCA